AUGGGAGGAUUGGGUAAAACAAUUCUUGCCCAACUUGUCUUUAACGAUGAAGAUGUUGAUGGGUAUUUCGAUUUUAGAAUUUGGGUUUUUGUGGGGAACGAAUUUGACAUGAAGAGGAUUUUCAGUGAAAUACUGGUCUCUCUAGAGCGUUCAUUAAAUUCGAAAACAAGAAAAGCAACAAAGUCUUUAAAAGAUAUGAUCAAGGAAAAAGAAUCUCAACCCGAAACCCCUGUUGAUCUCACCCUCUUGGCCAAACUACAAACCUUGUUUAAAGAUGACAGUCCUCUCGAUUGGAACCAACUACGUUCUCCUAAUGAUCUCUACUCUUUGCCCCAUCUAAAAGACCUUGAUCGUCAGUACUCCAACUCCUUGGACCGAUUACAAACUCGUCCUGAGAUUAUUGAUUAUACCCCUCUCUCCUUGGCCCAACUACAAACUCGCAUUCUUGAACUUCUGACUCAGAAACGAUUUUUACUUGUUCUAGACGACCUAUGGAAUCAUAAAGAUGAGGAAUUGGAGCCACUAGUAAAGGUCUUAAAUCAUGGGGCUUACGGAAGUAAGGUUCUGGUGACUAGUCGACUGAAAAAAGUUUCAAAUAUUCUGGAUUCAGCGUCACCCUAUUCUCUGCAAUGUUUAGGUGGUCAGGAGUCAUGGUGGUUGUUUAAAGAAUUGGCAUUCAAAAAAGAUAGUAAGAUCGAUAGAGAGUUAGAAAAUUGUGGGAAGGAAAUUGUAGGUAUGUGUCAGGAUCUUCCUUUGGCUAUAAAACAAAUAGCAGGUCUGUUACGUGGGAAAGAAUUGAAAGAAUGGAAAAAUGUUGCCGAAAGUAAAACAUGGAAAGCACGAGUAGAAGAUACUCAAAUACUGCCUGCUCUUAGAUUGAGUUAUAAUCACCUGCCCUCACCAGAUCACAAGCAGUGCUUUUCAUUGUGCUCCAUGUUUCCGAAAUCGUAUCCUUAUGAAAAGGAUGAGUUGAUCAAGUUAUGGAUGGCAGAAGGAUUUAUGCAACCACCUAAGCAUAGAGUGGGAGAGAGGACAGAAGACAUCGGAAGUCGAUACUUCAAGGAGCUGUCAAACAGGUUCUUCUUCGAAUGCUCAGCUGAAGACAACACAAAGUAUAGGAUGCAUGAUCUUAUCCAUGACCUGGCACAAUCAGACAUGAGUUCAAGCACCGUUGUCACACUGCCAAAUUCAAUUGUGAGGCUGAAGCUCUUGCGCUACCUCGAUUUAUCAACAACUGAAAUCAGAAAGCUCCCUGAUUCGGUGUGCAACCUCUUCAAUUUGGAGACACUGAAACUUUUGCGUUGUCCUUGGAUUUUUAAUUUGCCCAAGAACUUGAAAAAUCUUGUCAACCUCAGACAUCUGGAGCUAGAUGAAAUUUUCUGGUUCAAGACCUUAAUGUUGCCACGAAGCAUGGGAUCUCUCUUGAGAGUGAUUUCUUGCUCCGCCACUGAUAAUGAUGGUUAUGAUGGCAGGGACAGGCCACCAUCAACGGUUGAACUCAAAAUUAUCAAUUGCCCCAAGCUGCAUAAGUUGCCAAGAAACUACCGUCCAGAGAAAUUGGAAGCAAGUGGGUGCAAUUCAGAAUUCAAAAUAUUCUCGUAUUCCUACUCUAUCUAUGUCAUGAAACAUCUGGCAUUGGAUGCAUGUUCUGCACAUGCCUCCUUAAUGGGUUUGCCACCUCGUAUAGAUGUCUUUGGUCUACGGUUCUUGGUGAUUUCCAAUAUCUCAAACCUCAUAUGUCUUCCAGAUUGGGGUCUCCCCCAACUCAGAGCACUCUCCGUCCGUGACUGCAAUGCUCUUGAGUAUUUAUCCAACCAAAACAAGUCGUUCCAAGGAUUCACCUCCCUCACAACAUUCUCCAUCCACAAUUGUCCUAAGCUUGUAACGUUGCCAGUUGAAGGCCUCCCAACAUCUCUUAAAUAUUUGAGUAUUGGCUCGUGUGCAAGGCUCAAGUCAUUUGGCCCAGCAGAUGUACUCCAAAAACUCGACUCCCUCCAUGAUCUAUACAUUGAGGAUUGCCCUGCACUCCAAUCGUUGCCAGAGGGUGGGUUACCAACCUCCCUUCUGCAUCUCUCUAUCCAACGAUGCCCCUCAUUGAUAGAACGAUGUGGGAAGGAAAGAGGUGAUUGGCCAAAGAUUGAACAUAUCCCUGAUCUGGAAAUGAGGAUGCAAUCCACCAAAACUGCAACCUCAUCAUCAUCAUCAUCAUCAUCUUCUUCAGCAGCUUGGUACCAUUUGUGCUUACGGAGGUUUGUUUAG
Pyrus x bretschneideri (Chinese white pear) is the source of this 2259-nucleotide messenger RNA. RefSeq names its product disease resistance protein RGA2-like. The record is from RefSeq and is a predicted model, not a curated record. Gene Ontology annotation, biological process: defense response to other organism. Gene Ontology annotation, molecular function: ADP binding. NCBI's taxonomy places the organism in Eukaryota, Viridiplantae, Streptophyta, Magnoliopsida, Rosales, Rosaceae. The coding region runs from base 1 to 2259 and encodes 752 amino acids. The transcript has 3 exons.